Molecule: messenger RNA, 3926 nt
Organism: Ceratitis capitata (Mediterranean fruit fly)
Lineage: Eukaryota; Metazoa; Arthropoda; Insecta; Diptera; Tephritidae
Gene: toy
Product: paired box protein Pax-6
Exons: 8
Coding region: 1262-2983 (573 amino acids)
Biological process (GO): regulation of transcription by RNA polymerase II; anatomical structure development
Molecular function (GO): RNA polymerase II cis-regulatory region sequence-specific DNA binding; DNA-binding transcription factor activity, RNA polymerase II-specific
Source: RefSeq, a predicted model, not a curated record
CUAAGUGCGCUGUAUCGCCUAGGAGCCAGCAAACGCGCUAGCCCAAGUAAAACGACUCGCGCCAGGUCAAACCAAGUCAAAUAACCAAAAUCAAAAAUCACCAAACUGUGAAAAAGCUCCGAGCACAAAUUUUUCUUUACCGGUGGUUAUGCACGCGUAUCAUAACACUAUGUGUGCAGGAGUUCGGCUGCUUGUGCUGACAUCAGCGGGCUGAUGAAUCUGAUUGCCUAAACCACUAAAAUUUUGUACUUGUUUAUUAGUGAAAUAUAAAAAAAUUCAAAAUCCCAGUACGAACUCGACGUUCUGACGUCAUACGCCGUCCGCCCUACGGCUCGGCGGUAAAAAAAUUAUUAUAAAUAUUAAAAAAGAUAGAAAUAAAAACAAUUGAAGCCAAAGUGUAAAACCUAAAAACUAAUGAAACUGAACUUCAGUUAGAAAUUUACGAAUUUGUCCUUAUCUAAUAAUUAAUUAAUUUUCAACAGCGCUUGUGAUUGAAAGGAAAAGAAAUGUAAAGCCAUACAUGACGAUGUACAAAUUUACCCGUUUAUAUUAAGAAUUUGCGCCCGCAAUUGGAUUUUUUGUACAGUUUAUGACGACGAAAAUAUAUUGACAUCACUACAACAAAAUUUCUUUUAAAACGGUAUCAACGAGGAUAAGAAAAAAUUGCCAACGAAAGUUUUACAAAGCGAUUUUUUAAGAAAUUGCUUUCCAAUAUGUAACGGCACUGAUGUACAUUUAAGUAAUACUCAGAGCGACGGAAAACUCCUAAAAUACUUUAAUCCGUGUGCUUUUACAUCUACUAACUAAUCGUAAAAAGGAGACAAAGUUUUGAAAUUUUGAAAUCAAAACUAUUUAAAAGAACGGUAUUCUUAGUUGAAGAAAUUAUAUAUAUAUAAAUACAAUACAUAGUUAAAUGUAUGUGCGUGUGAUUAUGUAAAAAACGCAUAAACGUGAGUCAAAAACUAAAACAAAACAUCGAAAAAUUGUUACGAUUGUUGAAAAAGUCUAUUUUCGUACAUAUAUAUUCAGAUAUCAGUUUCAACUUUGAUUUUUAACUGAACCUAUUGCUCUCAAAACUCACUGAGUAAAAUUUUUAGCGAAAAACGGUAAAUUAAAAUUGAAACUUACAUACAUAUAAAAAUACAUUUGCGUGUAAAAUAAAUUCAAUAAUGAAUAAAGCGAAUUAAUUCUUAUAUUUACUGUUUUAUCGCUGUUACCUAUUAUAUCAAUACAUUCGUAUAAGAAAAAUAGCAUCAUUCAAAUGAUGAUGUUAACUACAGAACAUCUCAUGCAUGGUCAUGCGUCGUCCGUCAGUCAAAGUGCUCUUUUUGGCUGUUCGACGGCGGGACAUAGCGGCAUUAACCAACUGGGUGGCGUUUAUGUAAACGGCCGUCCGCUGCCCGAUUCAACUCGUCAGAAGAUCGUAGAGUUAGCACAUUCUGGUGCGCGUCCUUGUGAUAUAUCGCGCAUUCUACAGGUAUCCAAUGGAUGCGUUAGCAAAAUUCUGGGCAGAUAUUAUGAGACGGGAUCCAUUAAGCCACGCGCAAUAGGCGGUUCGAAACCACGCGUUGCCACAACACCUGUUGUACAAAAAAUUGCAGAUUAUAAGAGAGAAUGUCCCAGCAUUUUCGCUUGGGAAAUACGUGAUCGACUACUGUCUGAGCAGGUUUGCAAUAGUGAUAACAUACCAAGUGUUUCUUCGAUAAAUAGAGUUUUGCGAAAUUUGGCCUCUCAAAAAGAGCAGCAGGCCCAACAACAAAACGAAUCAGUCUACGAAAAGUUACGUAUGUUCAAUGGACAAUCUAGCGGCUGGGCCUGGUAUCCCGGUAAUGCAACAUCUGCCCACCUGGCCUUGGCACCCACUCCAACAGCAACAAAUUUAUCAAGUCAACUAGUUAGAGAUGAUUUACAUAAACGAGAUCUAUUUUCGGGAGAGUCCCCACAUCCCAAUUCUCAUGAAAGUACCUCGGAUGGCAACUCGGAUCACAAUUCAUCGGGCGAUGAGGACUCCCAGAUGAGAAUGCGUCUUAAAAGAAAAUUGCAACGUAAUCGCACUUCAUUUACAAACGAACAAAUCGACAGUUUGGAAAAGGAAUUCGAAAGAACGCAUUAUCCGGAUGUAUUCGCACGUGAAAGACUUGCUGAAAAAAUUGGUUUACCCGAGGCACGUAUUCAGGUCUGGUUUUCAAAUCGACGAGCAAAGUGGCGUCGGGAAGAAAAAUUGAGAACUCAACGGCGCACUGCCGACCAUGUAAACACUAACGGCGGUUCCGGCGGCCGCUCAAAUACGGGAACUUCAACUACAAUAGCUGCUGCCGCCGUGGUCAGCAAUCACAGUGGAGCGACCAAUGGAAUCGGUGGAGUGGCAGUGGGCGGUGGUGCCGCAGCAGAUAUUAAUGCGGCUGAGGGCUCUAACGGUGAAGGAACGAGUGCACCAUCGGCGGCAGCACUACCGGGAACAAGUGGAAGCGGUGUUGCAGCCAUCCCAACUCUGGGUGAUGCAGCAGCAGUCGCUUCUGUUAAUAUCGGUGGUCAUGGUAGCUCAGUGAGUCCGCCCUUACAAGCUGUUGCAACCCGCCUUCCCCUGAAUACUGGUUUCAAUACAAUGUACUCAUCGAUAACACAGCCCAUCGCAACUAUGGCGGAGAAUUACAACUCGAUGACCUCGUCGCUAAACUCGAUGAGCUCUACAUGUUUGCAGCAGCGCGAUAGCUACCCAUACAUGUUUCAUGAUCCACUUACACUUAGUUCGGUGUCAUAUGCAUCACAUGCGCGUCCAUCGUGCAACCCUGCCGCUGCUCAUCAACAGCCACCACCACAGCAUACCUCCGUUUACGGCUCAGGCCCAGCAGGUGCAUCCAGUAGUACAGAUAGCCAUACAUUUCCAGGUGUUAUCUCAGCGGGCGUUUCCGUACCUGUGCAAAUACCCGCACAAAGCGCCAGUGAUUUAACUAGCACAAAUUAUUGGCCGCGUCUUCAGUGAUCUACGUUUAUGUUUAAACAGUCGGCGGCGGUCCCUAUAACCAAUAUAAGAACAAGUUCAUCCCCGAGUGGUUCGCUGCCCGGAUCGUCGUGUCCUGAUAUCAAUGUGUCUGCUGCAGCCGCUGCCGUAGUGGCAAACGCAGCUGCCGCAACUUCUGCGGACGCUAAUGCUGUAAGUGGUUGUAACGACUUUGUCAACAUAGGCACACCUUCACCGGUUGACAGCAGCGUGAGCAGCAAUCAUAGUGCAUUUGAUUACGGCGUCGGGCUGCAUCCUACUAAUGCUAGAGCAAUGGUGGAAAUGGUUGCGAAUAAUACAAUUGCUGCAGGAGCAGGGGUAUACCCAAGGUCAGCGACAGCGGCUAUUUUAGCAACACCAAAACCAGCUGCUCUGCCGCCGACGCUAAUUUUAACUGUACAACAACAACAACAACAGGACAUGCAAAGAGUUAUGCAGCAUAAUCAACAAUAUCAUCCCUAUUCACACCCUCAUUACACCCACCAUCCGCAUCAUCAAUGUCAGCAAUUGCAUCACUUACAACAAAAACAGCAACAUUUACCCGCUCAUGUCACCCAACAUCACAGACAGCCGCAAAUACAAUCACACAAGCAGAAACAGCACCAUCCAAUGCAAUACCCUCAACAUUUCCAUUUCCAACAGAAUUUACAUGCAGACUCCCAGGAUCAUCAUCCCCAUCAAGUAGUUCAACAACAUUCCCACAUCUACCAUUAACAAAAAACUCAAAUUUACCGAAUAAACAGUUUAACAACUACCAACAAACAUACGAGUUCUAAGUAUAUCAAUACAUACAUAUACAUACUCGUAUAUGUUAUUUAUGUCGAAAUAUCAAAAAUACAUAUAUGCUAACACAUAUGAAUGUACAUUAGGGUGCCCGUUAUUUACCAAGUUUUUUAUUAUGUUCAUAGCUUGAAAUAAAAAACAC